Molecule: messenger RNA, 6125 nt
Organism: Salvelinus sp. IW2-2015
Lineage: Eukaryota; Metazoa; Chordata; Actinopteri; Salmoniformes; Salmonidae
Product: transcription factor HIVEP2-like
Biological process (GO): regulation of transcription by RNA polymerase II
Cellular component (GO): nucleus
Molecular function (GO): RNA polymerase II cis-regulatory region sequence-specific DNA binding; DNA-binding transcription factor activity, RNA polymerase II-specific
Source: RefSeq, a predicted model, not a curated record
UCCGCGUCAUGCUUGGGUAUUUUCUCUGUUGACUAGCUCACGUCAAUAGAUAUUCGAAUGAAUACUCAGUCAGCCAACAGCAGCGGCAGAAACGUAAGAUUGAUGAGAUUUUACUCCUCGCUAAAUCUGAUCAUUGUUGUUAUUACUAUAACCCAGGGAUGGAGAAUGGACCGCUGGAAUUUGCAAAAUGAGGUAUGUCACAUGUGACUGGCGAUAUGGGACAAGAAGGGAGUAUACGAGUGUCAGAUGACCCUUUAUCUCCAUAUAUUACUACAUUUACAUAACAGACAUUAUUGUCUGUUGGAUAUCAACCCUGAAGAGGAAUCGUCAUGGAGUCACUAGAAACUACUGUGGAGGUGAAAUGCUCUAAAGAGGGUCUAAAAAAGACAGUUACACAGAAAAAGUGGGCAGCACCAGAGCCUACAACUGCCCAAACUAAAAUGCCCCCUUCGGCUGAUUCGGAGGGGGAGGGGUGGCACCUAUGCCCACAACCUGAGGAGGACCAGAGUAGAACCACAUGUGGUUCAACAGAAAAGUCUGACUCAGGGAACCUAAGACAAUUAGGGAAAUCACUACGCCAAUUACAGGAUCAAGCCUGCAGUCAUCCUCAUUACAAUGUAUUAACAUCAUAUCCACCACAGGAGAGACAGACAGUUCCCUUUGCAAGACAGAAAACGGCAGAUGGCUUGGUUUCUGCACUUCCGCUAUCCCAUGGCAACUGUGAAGGGCCCUCUCCUCAGAGGAGCUCCCCCAGUUUACCUGCGUCUCUUCAACACUGUUCCCAGUCAGGGAUAGAGGAGCUAUCCAAGGACGUGUGUAGUAAGAUGGAGCAGAAGCAGCAGCAGAAGCCUGGGAAGUAUGUGUGUGAUUAUUGUGGGAGGGCAUGUGCCAAACCCAGCGUACUUAAAAAGCAUAUUCGCUCACAUACUGGGGAGCGACCCUACCCCUGCGUUCCCUGCGGCUUCUCUUUCAAAACCAAGAGCAAUUUAUACAAACACAGAAAAUCUCAUGCUCACUCUGUCAAAGCUGGGACAGUGCCAAUUUCAGAACUGGGUUCUUACAAUGCCAACACAGAGGACCGGGGAUCUUUAGAAGGAGAAGGAGAGUUAUACUCUGACGCUGAGCAGAGCUCUGACACGGAUGAUGACUAUUCAUCGUUCUUGGACUCUGUUUCAGUCGAGGAACCAGAUAGCACCACUGCUGUAAGAGUACUGCAUCUCGUUGCCCAGAAACAGGGAGUUACAUCGACAUUAUCUGAGGAGCGUUCAGCCAGGCUCCCGGAGAUCAAUGAUGCUCAAGCUCCAGCCGUUUCUCAGGUCAGUCGUGCAAUUCAAUCCAGCGCCAUCAAGCAGCGACUGGCACUCCGGCUCUCAGAGAAAAGGAGCAGUGACACUGACACAUCUCUCUCCCUGCCUAGCCAGGGAAGCAAAGGCAGCACAGACUCAGGCUACUUCUCACGCUCCGAGAGCGCAGAACACCAAACGGGUGGUCCUCCCAACACAAAUGCCAAGUCCUAUCAAGAGAUUAUGUUUGGGAAGUGUUACAAACCGAACCCGAAACAGGCCAUAACUGUUGUGACUUGCACUACAGACUUAAUAAGUGAUCGUAAGUCUUCAGAGCGAGGUGUUUCCCGCGUGUUCACACAAGAAAAGGAAUCAAUGAUAGAAUCGAUCAGAAUAAACACACAUUCAUUUACAAGGGAAGAAAUGAAAGAGGCUCAACUAGAGCUCUCUGAUUCUGGGCAGCUGGUGCGGAGCAACUCGAUGCCCACGUCCUCAGCUUCGUGUCUGGACAUGCCACAAGGCCUGCGAGGCAGCCACUCCUUUGAUGAGAGGGCGUCCCCUGGAGGUAUUAGGAGACUUAGGCGACAGGCUGCCUUUGAACACUCUGCACACGAUGGACACACAGAACUUCCUGACCACUAUGGAAACAUCUCUGAAAUUUCCAACCUUGGAGUAGAGAUGGAAUUUGCGACGAGGAAACGGCGGAAGGAAAAAUGUAUUAGGGAGGAGGAGGAUGCAGCAAGCCAGUAUCACACAGACUACGACCACUCUGAAGAGAUGAGGGACUAUGAUUCAAAGCAAGCCUCUCAAGGUGCUCUAACCACUACUCCUUCAGUGAAAGUACAUGCCCAAAGCGUGAAUACACAGGAUAGAGUACAGUGUGAUAGACUGCACAUGGAAAUGUUGGAAGACACCUCAGAGAAGAGAACUUUAGGUAAUGUCAUCUCUGUGAUUCAACACACAAACUCCCUAAGCAAGUCUCACUCUGACGAGUCUUACAACUACCAGAGACGGGAAAAGCCUUCCUCAAUGGAAGUGGUGGAGCAAACCGAAACUCGAGAUAAAAGGACUGAGAUCUUUGCACACCAAUUGAGUGACAGUAGAUUGUUAGAUCAAUCAUAUCAAAUGACACCUAAGCUAGUCCGCCAGUCCAACAUACAGGUCCCAGAGAUCAGGGUGACUGUAGAACCUGACAGUCCAGAGAAAGAGAAAGCAGCUGAGGUGAAACAGGUGAAGGCGAAGGAGCCCGAUAGAUAUGUAGAGGAGUUCCAAUGGCCUCAGAGGAGUGAAACCCUGUCUCAGUUCCCCCCAGAAAAACUCCCUCCAAAGAAGAAGAGACUCCGCUUAGCUGACUUGGAGCACUCUUCUGGUGAGUCUAGCUUCGAGUCGGCCUGUACGAGCCUCUCCCGAAGCCCUAGUCAGGAUAGCAACCUAUCCUACUGCUCCAGCUUCUCGUUUGACCGAGAAGAGAGAGAGCGAGAGUUUAUCCCCAAGCCAGCUUCCCUGGCAGCUAGACAGGAUGAGUUUGGAAAAGCGUUGGAGUUCUUAGCGGUGCCAGGAAGCGCCCACUCCCUCUCUGUCCUGAACCAGCGUCAACAACAUGAAAUGAGACGCUCCUCUUCAGAACAGGCACCAUGCAACUCUCAGCGCAGAGAGCUCCCAGAGGUCCGAAGCGUAUCAUUUGACUACGGCAGUCUCUCUCCAAUGGCCAAAGUUAGACAUGCAGAACUCGGCGCCAGUUACUCAGAACCCAGACGGGGUAACUUGGUAAGACAGGCGUCCUUGAAUGUUGACCCUGAAUUUACACAUCCAGUCCUUCCGCUAAAUAUUCUUCCUCAGUACCUCAGCAAUGCCCUGUCGUUCUCAACCACUUCUCUGCUCUCGCAGUCUCUGCCAAUGUUUGCCCCUCAGCCACCACACUCCGGUCUCUUAGUUCCUGUUAGAAUACAGGCUCACGUGCCGUCUUACGGUAGCAUUACAUACACCACUGUGUCACAGGUUGUAGACGAUCCAUACGAAAACUCUCUCACUUCUCACUUUGCACAUUUAUCCACAAAUUUAGAUGCAUUAUUAGGACACCCCCGAGGACUGUUGACCAACCCAGCCCAGAUUCAAGUUCUAGAUCUGUCACCAGCUAAGUUUAAGACAGGCAUCCCUCUAACCCUGACCUCCAGGACUAUCUCCACCACCAACUGUGGAUCCAGUGGUGGAUCCAACAAGCGCAUGCUAUCUCCGGCCAGCAGCUUGGACCUGUUAAUGGAGGUCAAACAGCAGAAACGUGUCAAAGAGGAGAAAAUGUACGGUGAGAUAGUGGAGGAGUUGGGCGCUGUGGAGUUAGGGAACUGUAAUGUGACCGAAGAGAGCAAGUACAGUUUAAAGACAGAGUUUAAAAGUGACACCAACCAGGGAGCAUCACUGUCAGGCCUUUCUUCUAUAUCCUCUUUGUCUGUGUCAUCCUCACAUCAUUCUCAAGACGCCCGAGCAAGUGGAAGCUUCAUCUCACCUCAGCAACAAGGGUCAGAAUGUUCUGAUUCCCCUAUGGACAACUCCUCAACCGAAACAAGCCUACAUCCACCCUCUCUGAUGUCUCUAAAUGAUUUCAAAGAGUCUGGCAUGGACUGCAAGGCACAGAUGGAAAUGAUGGUGCAGUUAGUCAAAGGUCAGGGCAUCCUCAUCUCUGACGGUGAAAACACCAAACUGAUAUCUCAGUUUCCAAGUCUUCGCACAACGACAGUUGUGAGUUGGUGCUAUCUGAACUACACCAAGCCGAACAGCACUCCCGACACUUCUCCUAUGUCCUCUGUGUACACUACGUGGUGCGUCAGUUCCCAUAACCCCAACCCUCCUAACCUCAACACCAGUGCAACCCUGGCUCUGCUCCGCUCCAAACAGAAGACUAACACAUGGGUGUACACCAUGGCUGCCAUGUACCAACCUGGGACUGGGAAACUGGUCUCCUCCUCACUCUUAUGGAGGCAGAGGCUUGAGCUGCUACAGAGCAAACCGGAGCUCAAAGAGCUGGAUGUGAUCUGCCAUGGAAGGAAAGUGAAGGAUGCCAGCUGCAGGGUAAAAGCAGCGAAGGAGGACUGGAAAGACCUGGAGGUCUCCUCGAAACAAACAGCAGCGCUAACACCAACGCCAACCCAGAUCAAAAUCUUUGAAGGAGGGUUCAAGUCUAAUGAGGACUAUGUGUACGUGAGGGGCAGAGGCCGGGGAAAGUAUAUCUGUGAGGAGUGUGGCAUCCGCUGUAAGAAACCUAGUAUGCUGAAGAAACACAUACGCACCCACACUGACGUCAGACCCUACGUCUGCAGGGUCUGCAACUUCGCUUUCAAAACGAAAGGAAACCUGACCAAGCAUAUGAAGUCAAAGGCUCACAUGAAGAAGUGUCUUGAGCUUGGUGUGUCAGUCACAGUGGAUGAUACAGACACACAGGAAUCUGAUGACAUCCAGCAAGACUCGAAGACCGGGAUCUUGAGCACAGCCAAACACCAGUUCUCAGACGCAGACGACUCCGAUGGCAUGGAUGAAGAGAUAGAUGACAUCGACGAAGAUGACGAUGAUGAUUACGACGGUGGCUCCACUCCAAAGAUCCGCUCCCGGAGCACCAGCCCUCAGCCCUGUGACAUAGCCUCUCCGUCGGUCACCGCUACCACCGUCACCCAGGUUGUGUCGUCAGCUCUCCAUGGCUGUACCCUCAGUACCUUCCGUUCUCUCCCCAGCUGCCUCACCAACUCCAUCGUGCCUCCAUCGUGCCAUCCCCAUACCUCCAUCUCAGGCAAGAGGACAGGGCCAGACCGGAGGACUGUCUUGGCCUCCAGCCUGGACAAGGAGCAGAGUGAGAGAGCGAGGCUUGUGGAGGAGGACUGUAGCCUGGCCAUGCUGUCUCCUGACCAGGGAUGUCUGUUCACCGGUCUGCUGUCCACUGGCUGGGAGUCCCCUCUGAGGGAACCGUCCCCCUCCCAGCUCCGCUACCCAUCACCCCGUAGAGACCUCUCUCCCCGGGGUCGCUCCUCACCUCGAUGGGACACCUCCCAGCUGAGGCCCAGCUCCCCCAACGUCACCCCCAUCCAGCACCUCUCCCCGGCCUGCAUGGAGAGGCCCAUGUCCCCAGGCGGAGUGGACCUGCCUGGGAGGAGGGAGCCAUCGGCCCGGGGCAGACAGAGGGUGGUGCUGAGGGCUGUGUCUCCACGUAGAGGGGGCUCGCAACACAGAGGGUCUGGCGAUAAAUCCAUGCAACAAGCCAAGGCUGAACUUGUCCACAAGGGAGGAUCCAUUGAAAUGGAUUUGGAUCAGAGGAGAAGCACGCUCCCCAACCUGCCUGGUCCCUCCAGCUCCAGUUGUACCCAUCAUAACGUCCUCAGCCACCUUCCCCUACACUCCCAGCAGCAGGCUCGAACUCUUCUCCCCAUGGUCCCUAUCGGGGGGAUCCAGGUACUGCGCUCUUUGCCCUCCUGCAGCUCUGACCGGACCCAUCUGUCAGCCCUGUCCCAUCAGAAGACUGAGCUCCACCAGGACAGCAAUAAGGAGGGAUCUGCCUGUGUGGCGGGCCCAGGUGCAGAGGACACAGUAGCCCAGCAGCAGGAGAAGGAGCGGGAAAGGGAGAGGCCGUCCCCCCACCAGACACCCUGGGACUCUGAGGAGGAGAAAGAUCCUGUCUCUGUCCUCACGGUCAGGGACCCUAAGCAGGAAGAGGGUCUUCAGACCUGCACCAAGGCCAUCGCCUCCCUCAGGAUCACUUCUGAGGAGCAUCUAUAGACUGGGGUUGCAUAGGGCUCUGGUCAAAAGUAAUGCACUCUAUAGGGAAUAGGGUACCAUUUGGGACAUACACUACAUGACCAA